Messenger RNA from Solenopsis invicta (red fire ant), 5642 nucleotides. Its product is annotated as heterogeneous nuclear ribonucleoprotein U. The transcript has 10 exons. Gene Ontology annotation, molecular function: protein binding. The record is from RefSeq and is a predicted model, not a curated record. The coding region runs from base 312 to 3362 and encodes 1016 amino acids. NCBI's taxonomy places the organism in Eukaryota, Metazoa, Arthropoda, Insecta, Hymenoptera, Formicidae.
ACGCCGCGCCAAUGGUUAGACAUCCCGCCUUGAAGUGAACCAAUCGUCAGACGCGCCGCAGUUGAUCGCGUAUAAAACGGCAUUCGCCAUUGGCUGUACAGCCGGCGUCGGUUCGAAACGGUCGCGCCGCCAGCCAAUAGCCACGGCGCGCGCUACGUAACCAACUGUUUGCGGCCAUUCCGCCAUAUUGUGUAUGCAGCGCGGGUCAGUGGCGCGUGUAUAUGGGUCUUUCGUCAACAUUUUCUCCCUCGCGUCAAACGUAAGGUGUGCAUGAAUUUGCCUGUCCGAUUAACGAGGCAUAUCGCGCGCGCAUGAUGGAUCCGUCUAAAUUGAAAGUGGUGGAGUUGCGAGCCGCGCUGAGCGAGCGCGGCCUCGACACCAAGGGCAACAAGCCAGUGCUCGUCGAGCGGCUACGCAAAGCUCUGGAGGAAGAGACUCAGGAGGAGUAUGGUUCAGUUUUGCACGCAGAAAAUAUUGAUGAUACAGCUUUGAAAGAAACACAAGAGAGAAUGAUUGAAACUAUGCGAUUGUCACAAUCACCGAGAACACCUAGUAGAGCAUCUAGGAGUGCCCCGACGACGACUCCGACAAAAAUUUCUACCAGAAAUGCAUCAAGAACAUCUACAACUCCAAAUUCUUCUAAGCAGUCUACUCCAAGCAAAUCUCAAUAUGACGAAGAACAACUUGUAAUGCAACAAGAGGAAAUGUCAAAAUUGUCCCCUGAAAAGUGUAGGGAAGAGCCAAAAGAUGAUGCAUCUUGUGUUGUUCAGGAUAAAAUGUAUUUGUCGGUAUCUGAAAAAUAUGAGGAAGAAGAGGCAAAGCAUGUUAAUAUUUUAGAAGGUAAUAAGUAUCGAGCGAAUAUUCUUCAAGUACCUGCGACAGAACCGUCUGAAAAACUUAGUACAAUUGCACACGUAGAUCAAUUUUCUAUAAUUCAAGAAGAUUGUGAAGCAAAAAGAUCUAAUAUAGAUGAAGAUGGCAAAGUUCAACAGUUAAUUGUGGAAACAAAAGCUACUACAAAAUUGGAAGAAAAAACUGAGAUUAAGGAUGCAGAUAUUGGUAAAAUACAAGAUACUUUUGAGAGAAACAUUCAAGAUAAAGUUUCAAUUGAGAAGGAAAAUGUUAAACGUGCAGAGGAUAAAUAUAACAUUAAGGACAAUAUAGACAUUCCGGAAGUUAAACAACCAACACAUACGAUGCCUGAUCAGGUAGAUAAAACGUGUGAUACUGAAUUAAAGCAGGAAGAAAAGAUUAUUCAUGAUGAUUAUACAGUGCAAGAUAAAAAAAUGGACAUUUCAGUUAAUAUAAAAAAUUUAGAUGAAAAACUCGAUAAUACUGAUAUUUCACAAGAUAAGGAUACAAUAGCCGAAAAUUAUUUCUUGAAGCAAAAAGCCACAUUAGAUGCGGAAGAACCAAAUCAAAUGGAAAGCAAUGACAGGAAAAGAAAAAGAUCUCCUAGCCCAGGGGAAGUUCAUCACCCAUCUCCUGUGUUACCAAAAGCGGAGGAUGAACCAGAUCUUGAUGAAUCAGCUGUAAUUUUAUCAUGGUAUGAUUCAGAUUUGAAUUUAGUUAUUGAUAAAAAUGGAUUUCUCUCUGCUACACCUAUGCACAAUGGUGAUCUCUGUGAUAUGUGGGCUGGUGCAAGAGCAUCUCAUGGUGUCUUAAAUGGAAAAGUCUAUUACGAAGCUAAAAUUACGCAACACUGUCCUACUGUCACAAAAGACGAAAAACACUUGCAUAUGCUUAGAAUUGGUUGGUCAGUACCCUCUGCGUCUAUGCAACUUGGUGAGGAAAAAUUGAGUUAUGCAUAUACGAGCGCUGGGCAGCAGGGUACUGACAGGAAGUUUACGGACUACGGUUUCCCAUUUGGCAAGGACGACGUUGUGGGAUGUUAUCUUGACAUGACGCCUGAAAAUACUGUAGAACUGUUUUAUACAGUAAAUGGCGAGAAUGUUGGAUCUGCAUUUAGUGUUUCCAAGGAUGAGCUUGGCGAUAGACCAUUAUUUCCGCAUAUUCUGAGUAAAAAUUGUACGUUUGUCUGUAAUUUUGGUCAAGAGGAGCCAUGGUGCGAGCGAGUUCCAGGAUAUGUCUUAGUGGGUAACAUUGAAUCCGAGGACACAGUCGCAGGGCCGCGUAGACCAGAUGGGAAGGCGGAUUGCGAAGUGAUAAUGAUGUGCGGUUUACCCGCGGCAGGAAAAACUACCUGGGCAAUGAAGCAUGCGUCUAAUCAUCCUGAUAAAUUAUAUAAUAUUUUAGCGCUCCACAACUUGAUUGAGAAAACUGGAGAUAUUGCUCUGUCAGAUCAAGAGCAAAACACCUGUCAACGAGAUAUUAUUAUUGGUAGAUGUACUCGCGCACUCGACCAACUAAUCAAUGUGGCAGGUGGCAGAAGACGUAACUAUAUAUUAGAUCAGAAAAGCAACAUAUAUUCUUCCGUACAAAGACGUAAAAUGCGGAAUUUCUGCGGAUAUCAGAGAAAAGCGAUUAUUGUUUUACCAACAAACGAGGAAUAUAAUCAACGGUUGUCCACGCAUAAUGCAAUCGAAGGAAAAGUUUCCGAGUCUAAACUUAUGGAAAUGAAAGCAAAUUUCACUGCACCUUUGGCGGGGGAAUCUUUCGAUACAGUGGAGUGGAUCGGUCUUGACGAGGAAGAAGGCAAGAAGCUCAUUGAGAAAUAUAACAAGGAAGGUAAAGAUGCUGGAUUCAGUCAGCAAUCGGCAGCAAAACGACCACGUCUUGACAAGACUGAGGGUAACAAAGAGACGCGUGAUUCGCGGAACAAUCGAGACACUCGAGAUCGAAGAAAUAAUUAUCAAGAUAGAGGUCGCAAUCCUUCUUGGCGCGGCGCCAAUAUGGGAGGUUGGAGAGGAGAAAGACCGCAAAGAGGUGGUUACAUGAGGCACACUGGGGGCUAUGGACCUCCCGUCCCAUGGAGACUACGAGGACGAGGAGGACCUGCGAUGGUACGAGGAGGAACAGACAGAAGAAUGGGUGGAGUAGAUAGGAGACCUGGAAAUGACAGAAAUCGAUCUGUUGCGCCUAGGCAAGGUGGUUGGGGUUCCAUGAGUGGAAGUUAUCAAGGAUCACAGCAGUCCAGUUGGGGUCAACAGGACAAUUGGUCAGGUAGCCAGACCCAAGGAAAUUGGAAUCAACAAAGUGGCUGGGGACAACAACAGUGGGGUGGCGGGUGGAAGGGAUAUGGCCAAGGCACAUACGGUCAGGCGGGAUACAAUCAACAUGGAUACGGCAAUGGUAAUUGGAAUAGCUGGAAUCAACAGUAUUACAACAACCAGUAUUGGGGUCAGCAACAACAGAGUGGACAAACUACUGCAGCUGGCGGCCAAGCUGUAAGCAAACAAUAAUCCACCAUCGUAAAUGUUACGAGAACGGAAAAUGAAUGUAAGGAGUUUACAAGCGACAUGGUUGCAACGACAUCUACCAAUGCGGGAACAGGAUAUAGUUACUCGCAGGGAUAAUAGACUUACGUGAGAACGAGUAUACCUGUUUUAAAUCCUGCAACAGCAAUCACCACGCAACAAUCUCAUUCACAUAAGUAGAAAAAACAACUUGUACUACACACGUUAUAUACAUCACGGUAUAUUUGUAUGUUUGACAAAUGUUUGAGUUUUUUUUGCAAUAUCAUUCAUAGAAUGUUACAUUGACAUAACAGCAGACACAGACAACAUUGCGUUUUCUUAGUCUUGAUAAAGAUUUGCACGAUUUUUUCAUCUUUGUGCGCAACGACGUUACAAGCAUUAUAAAAUAAUGCAUUUCCUUACAUUGAAACAAAUGCUUGUGAGAGAAUUUUGAAAUAUAAUCGACGCUAAAAGAAAUGAAUUUUGAUUCUUACCGGAGAAAGACAGGUCUAAUAAUAUAAGUGCAUUAACACAGUAAUGUAACAUUCGCGAGAAAGAAUUUAACUUUUUAUCGCAUCUUUAAAAACUGUAAAUGAGAAAGAUAAAAGAAAGAGGAAGAGUACUACGUAUGGGUACAAACCACAUAAGUAGUAUUAAAAGUCGGAAAGAAAAGAUAGCAAUCACCCUUAAAAAUUUGUGUAAAUAUGUACAGAGAUCUAAAGUAAAAAAAUUACACAGAAAAAUAUCGAUCUAUUUAUACAUUGAAUAGAUGUAGCGAAUUCACUUGGAUGCAUCAGUGCGCAUUACAAGCUAGUGUGUGCAAAUUGACGCAUGAUUUGACAUCUCAAUUGAUGUAUGCAUAAACAGUUGAAUUCCGGGUAAGGUUUCUGAAACCCCAGUGACGUAAAUUACACAUCUAUCUAUAUUAUUUGAUAUAUUAUUUGUUGUAUUUUAUCGCGAUUGCUUGUGUUUUUCCCGAUUGGCGUGUGACAAGCUUUAAUUUGCAUUAGUGAAUUCGCUAAUAGUGAAACUUAGCAGUGCCCUUCUAGAAAGAGAAAAAAUACGCAAGAAAAAAUAUAUAUUGUAUAUCGUUUAUCCCUAUUCUUAUCUUUCUACACCACCGAUAAUGUAUAAAGAGAAAAAUAUUGUGGCGUAAAUAAAUUAUUCUUGGACACACGUUUUAUACAUGCAGAUUUUUCAUUACACAACACGACACAGACAAGGUCUUGCUACGAUAAUUAAUUUUGUUUAUUGAACAGUUUCAAAUAUUUAAAUAUUAAUACCUACCUGUGUUUUCUAGUUAUAUGGAAUACUUUUUGAUUGUAUUGCACGAGAAAAAAGAGAGAGAGAGCGAGAGAACAUGGCGUUUGCUACAUAUAUGCGUUUAAUUGGUCUCAUCUGUUCUAUAUGGUACUCGAUUCAUAAUGUAUUUGUUACCCUACGUACUUCCUCUGCUAGUAGAACAAUUUGAUUUUAUCACAUCCUCGCUCGAGGAUAUGAAGAAUGAACGUCUCAUGAUGUCUAUCUCAACUGCACCUUAUCAAUGAUAUAUUUUUAUAUAUACAUAAUAUAUAUUUAUACAUAUACAUAACAUCCAUUCUGAAAAUAUCGAGCGAACCAGUCGCUUGCGUUUAUAUACAGAUUCACAAUUAAUGAAUCAAAAAUGGUACGAUUUAAUGAUGCUAAAUGUAACUUGCAUUAGAUAUUUGUAACGUAAAUCAUCCUUUAAUUAUAUUAUUUGAAAUAGUGAAUAAUUGAGAAAGAUGUUACGCGAACAAGACGGAUGAUCCAUUUCUUCUCGUGAUUUUAUUCAUUCGUAGGAAAGAUCCCUUUUUAGGUUCAGAGAAUGAUUGUCUCAUUAUAGCUCGUUUUUUUCUACGUACAUAUUGUACAGUGUGUGAUGUUCCGAGCUAAAGUACUUCUGUGUGAAAUCGAAAAUAAUAUAAGUAAUGUUUAAGUGUAAUGAUACGCAAAGUUAGAUAUAAUUAAAAGAUAUUAGGGUAGAUGAGAGAAAGAGGGAGGUGAGCUAUUUUUUAAGAUAUAAUCAGGAGCUCUAUUUAACCUACACGUAGCAUAUGCUAGUACCUCUGUGUUACCACAUAAGCGAAGAAGAAUAAAAAAAAAUGAGCCCCAAUAUGUUGUGGGCUACAUUGUGUAAUGACGAUAAUCACGCAUAGUAAUUUCUUUUCUAUAUGAUGCAAAAUAAAAUUAAUGCAUAACCUGUAAACUUAAUUGUUGACACAAAAAUGUACAAACAUAUUCAUAAAAAUAAAAGGGUUCUAUUUA